This is a messenger RNA of Mytilinidion resinicola, 1162 nucleotides long. RefSeq lists its product as uncharacterized. The coding region runs from base 198 to 992 and encodes 264 amino acids. The record is from RefSeq and is a predicted model, not a curated record. Lineage: Eukaryota; Fungi; Ascomycota; Dothideomycetes; Mytilinidiales; Mytilinidiaceae. The transcript has a single exon.
CUCUAGGCGAGGCCAAUCUCAACCUCGCAACGCCAUCGCUAGCCCUCUCGUGGACACCUCAUCUCGCGCUGCCGGCCAGCAUCGUGCGUGUCCCUCGUCUUCACCAGCCUCGCCGCGUGGCGUCUCGGAGCUGCGCUAAGCCCUGGCCAUCCGCGUCGUGACCCGCUGGCUGUGAGGCCCGCCACUCCUCCUCCACCAUGCCCGCCGUGACGAUUCCGUCGCCCACCCCCGACGAGACGCCCGCUCGCGACGACGGCUACGACGACUACUACAACUCUGGCGAGAGCUCGCCCCGGAGGCCGCCCGUCUCGCCCCUCACGCCCGUUGCGACCCUCGCCCAGCUGGCGACUGUGCCUGCAGACGCCGAUGGCGAAGAGCGUGUGCUCCCCCCGCAACCCGCGACCUUCAUGAAGCAGCCCGCGCCGGUGCCUAUAUCAGAGAGCGAGAACCCCGAUGUCAUUGCCAUGCGGUCCGCCAUAUCACUGCUCCAACUACAGCGCGAGAAGAGCAAGCGCGACCUCGUGACGCUCGAGAAACUGAAGACGGCCGCCGUGGCCGAGCCCGAGGCCUUUGUGCGCGAGUUGCGUGCCGGGCGACUACAGUCUGCAAACCCGGCCUCGAAUAUCCUGGCGCCUACGCUCGCUGACCCUGACACUGGCGGAAUGUCGAAUGGAACCGGCGGGCGGCAUGAAACCCGAAAGGACUCUGCGGAUACGUUGCCACCCGAGCUGAAGUCGAAAUUCGCUCCAGUGCCUGCCCCGCAAAAUAUAUUCCGCACUCCACCAGUCAACUGGGCAAAAUACCACAUCGUGGGCGAAUCACUCGACAAGCUGCAUGAAGAGCAGAGGCAGCGACCGAGCUCGGGCGAGCCUUCUCGAGAUCAGAGAGCACCCCUCCAUGUCAUUGCGGCGCCCUACUCACCUUUCACGGAUAGGGUCGGCGAGAUACAUCCUAUGCAGACACGGAGAGGAUCUAAGAAACCUUCACCAUAAGAGAGGAGCGCCGGAGACGACAAACCCGAUAGGAGAUAUUUACGAUUUAUGUUUUACGGUAGAGACGGGUAUAGAAAAAACAUUCCUAUCCUCAUGGGAGCAUGCAUCAGCUGGGAUGCCGGUCAGGUGGUUUUCUGAGCGUUGAUUCAAAUGUAAUAAUCGUGUGGCCG